ACAGUAGAUGUCGACUAUCUCCAGGGAUCUCACGAAGAAGAACAGGUUCAAUCAGGAGUUUUAGAAGUAACGUUAGCUAAUUUGGUCGGUCACUGUGGGUAAACAAGGCUCCAGCUGUAUAUACAGAAUUACAGGAAACACCUUGCACCUGUAGUUAGGUGAACAACAACAGACUGUAGGUUACAUAAAGCUUUGUUCUGAUUGUACCAGGAAGCCUUGGAGACAGUACUCAGACAGGGCAGUCCAAUGUAACGUUAGAUCGUUUUUUUUUUUUUUUGUUUUCCCUUUGAAGACAAAUGAUUUUGAGUCAUGGAUCAAGCUGUUAUGGACAGUCCUGUAACCCUUGUCAUCAGGGCACCCAACCAGAAGUAUGACGACCAGACCAUCAACUGUUACCAGAACUGGACAGUGGAGAAACUCAAAGCACAUCUGUCAGACGUAUACCCAAGUAAACCAAGCUCUAAAGAUCAGAGGCUGGUGUAUUCUGGGAAGCUGCUUUUGGAUCACUUUACUUUAAAAGAUGUGCUCAGAAAGCAGGAUGAGUACCAUAUGCUCCACCUGGUGUGUGCGUACCAUAUGCUCCACCUGGUGUGCGCCUCACGAACACCUCCUAGCUCCCCAAAGCCCCCCCGCAGCCACGGUAACAAGCCUCGGGAGAACUCGGACCGUCCCACGCCCCUUCAAAAUUCAAACAGCCCUACUACAGGCCAACAUAACCAGUCAUCUACAGAAGAAAGCAGUAAUGGUCUCAGACAGCGAGCAGGGCCCUUCUUUUACAACCCGAUGUAUCCACAGUUUUUGCACAGCUGGAAUCAGCACUCCCAGUUGUCGACUCCUCCCGCCAACAUUCCCUACUAUUACAACCCCAUGACGCUAAUGUGGUGGCAGCAGAUAUACGCCCGGCAGUACUACAUGCACUAUCAGUCACUGGCUGCCUCCUCUCAGCACCUCAGGCAGGACCAGAACCCGACACAGUCUAACCAACCCGAUCCUCUAAGCCAGCGUCCUCAAGUGGAUCGCCGUGGCAACCCAGAGGUCCAGAUGAACGCCCAGGGAGGGGAGGUCCUGAACGAGGAAGAGCUGAACCGGGAUUGGCUGGACUGGGCCUACACACUCUCACGUGCUGCGAUCUUGCUCAGCAUAGUCUAUUUCUACUCGUCCUUCAGCCGAUUUAUCAUGGUGGCGAUGGCCAUGCUGGUGCUUUACCUGCACCAGGCUGGCUGGUUUCCCUUCAACCUGGAGAAUGAACUCCAUCUCCCUGGAGACAGAGCCCAUCAGGAUGAUAUGGAGGGAGAGCUACCAAACCACGACGUACAGGAAACGGAAGGACUGAUGGAUGACGACUCAGAUGAUGAACAGGAAAGUGGAGAGGAGGGAGCAGAAGAUCCAAACAGCACCCCCCACGCGGGCUUCCUGUCCUCCACGUGGUCCUUCAUCGUAACAUUCUUCAUGUCACUCAUCCCAGAAGGACUGCCAAAUGCUGCAAACUGAACCACAAGCACCGUGAGCAGCCACAGCACCACGUGAGCACACUCUUUAAGAGGACAAAUAUUGUACCUGCUUAGGGAAACUGUUUGUCUGUUGCAGUGCAGUGUUAUAGUUUCCCAGUAGUCUUCUUAAUCCUAUAUUUUGAGCCAAAACACAAAGGACUGAUUUAUCCUGAAAAGAGAAAAAGGUCACUUUAUAUUAAUUUUUUGUUUGCACAAAGGAAACAACUUGUCAAACAACGGUUGCUUGGAUUGCUAGUGAUGCCUUGUAAACAUAGUAAUGCUUCUGCCAAUGCACUGUUCCUAUAAUUUACACAGGAAACAUGAUUACAUACCUGCUUGUGUUCACCAACCUCAGCAUCUUUUUUUUUUCUUCUUUGUAAGAAGCUACAAUAUUUGUUUAGUUUUACCUGAAUGGUGGUUGAAUACUAAUAAGAAAGGGACAGGAAGUUAUUAUGAAUCAUGUAGUACUGUGGAAAAAUGAGUGACUUGAAGAGUUCAUAAGAUAUUUGAACACAUUGUAUAGUGUGUUGUAGUAUGACCCAGAGUGAUGAGUCAGUGACUGUACCACACUUGUCUCAGUCAACCUGAAAGAACCGAAUGAGACGGGGGAAAAAAAAACAAAACAAAUCUUCCACCACCAAUGGAAUAUCAAACAGGGUGGUUGAUGUGCUGUGACUUCAGUAAUUUGACUCUGAGGAGACUGGAGACACGUUUUCUACUGUUAAAUAAAAAUAAAAACUGCCACAAUGCAGAGUUCAGGUAGGUAUCUCCCACCUCUCCAGUUUGUGGAAAUGUCUCCUGCUGUUACCGUUAACGUGUACUAAUAUUAAUGUCUAUUAAGCCUACCUUUGUGGUAAUGUCAUGUGUUAAUCAUUUUAAGCUCUCACUUAAGCAAAGAGCAACACAUGAUCACAAGUAACGAUAUAACCGUGCAGAGCCAUGAAGAGUCAUUCUUAUAGUGGCUGGCAUUUUAAAUACAUUUUUGGUUAAGAAGAAUAAUUUGUUAGAUAUUUAUGAGAAGUAUAAUCAUGACACUGUAAUGCAUCUUUUGUGGCCGUUAUCAACAGGAAAAUUUGGCAGCUUUGGGUGAGCAUAAAUAACAUUAAAAGAGCAAUUUCCCACUG
Monopterus albus (swamp eel) is the source of this 2614-nucleotide messenger RNA. RefSeq names its product homocysteine-responsive endoplasmic reticulum-resident ubiquitin-like domain member 2 protein. The transcript has 9 exons. Bases 310 to 1491 code for a protein of 393 amino acids. The record is from RefSeq and is a predicted model, not a curated record. Gene Ontology annotation, biological process: endoplasmic reticulum unfolded protein response. Gene Ontology annotation, molecular function: protein binding. NCBI's taxonomy places the organism in Eukaryota, Metazoa, Chordata, Actinopteri, Synbranchiformes, Synbranchidae.